This is a messenger RNA of Neocloeon triangulifer, 878 nucleotides long. RefSeq lists its product as uncharacterized. The record is from RefSeq and is a predicted model, not a curated record. Bases 114 to 506 code for a protein of 130 amino acids. Gene Ontology annotation, biological process: septate junction assembly. The transcript has 4 exons. NCBI's taxonomy places the organism in Eukaryota, Metazoa, Arthropoda, Insecta, Ephemeroptera, Baetidae.
CCGCUUUUAUGAGAGAGAACCGCGCCUGAAAAUCCAACUCAGGCUUUGUCCGGUGCGCGAGGAGUACGAACGCUUCCACUUCGCUUCCACGAACGGCAGAAAAAUCCUAAAAAAUGGCAUCCUUCAGCAGAGUUUCCAUCCUCAAGAUCAUAGAAUUGGUCUUGACAUGCGUCCUGAUCGGGCUGCACUACCACAGUUUUGAGGCAGCUGAUCUUCAUGCCCACAUCAUCAUCUCAGCCACCUUUGGAGGUUUCCUUGUUGUCCUGGCUGGCAUCUUUGCGGGCAUUAUUUCUGGCCAGCCCAUGCCCAAGCGUGUUGACAUGUUCUACAGCUUGUGUGGUGUUGCCCUUUUCGCUGCUAGCGGUGUGCUGACCAUUCAGUACUACAACAACCAGUGGAUCACCAUCGAUAAGGACAAAAAGAACAUCGGCGUUGCCAAGGGUUCCAUUGCCAUCAUCAACGCCGUCAUUUUCCUGCUCGACCUCGUUUUCACUUUCCGCGAUUGAAACAGCUGAUUUCAACCAGCCCUAACUCUGUGGCUCUGCCGUUUCAUAAAUUUUAAUAUCUGCAUUUCUACCCACCAUUUUUCCCUUUGCACAAAAUAAACCUCAAGUUGAGGGUACAAACUUUGCAUGAAAUAAUAUUUAUGGGUGUUUUUAAAUUUUAAAUAAAAUAAAUAUCAAAAUAGUGAGCGUUGCUGAUAAAAAAAAAAUACAUACUGACUGAGAUUACAGUAGGCUCUGACAAAGGAAAAAAAAAGAAAACACGUCUAACCCUAAAAGUCUGCUAAGCUGAAAGCUAAUAUAAAAUUAAGAAUCUGAUGUUUUAUAUAAUUGUGUGUCUCUAAAUGGAAAUAAAAUUAUUAUAUUUUCACCUCA